Portunus trituberculatus (swimming crab) is the source of this 1087-nucleotide messenger RNA. It is a transcript of the gene mRpL48, whose product is annotated as 39S ribosomal protein L48, mitochondrial-like. Lineage: Eukaryota; Metazoa; Arthropoda; Malacostraca; Decapoda; Portunidae. Bases 61 to 603 code for a protein of 180 amino acids. The transcript has 6 exons. Gene Ontology annotation, cellular component: mitochondrial ribosome. The record is from RefSeq and is a predicted model, not a curated record.
UUUACAGGUGACGGCAGCGUGGAGAGGUUGCUCGGGUGAAGACAGUGCCUGGCAGACAUCAUGGCUUCCUUGUCCAGGGUAAUGAUGGGUGUGGCGAGGUGCAGCCAACUGGCCAGGCGCUCCCUCUCCUCCACGUGUCAGAGGCUUCACUACAAGGAGGAGCCUCCAUAUCUAGAUGCGGGAGGACCUGAGGUGCCGGACUACCCUCUGGUUAACGUCCAGAUCAAAGGCUACGACUUCACUGUCCUGGAGCACUACGGCAAGUGGAUCCACAGCACGGCUCUCAACAUGGGCAUUGAUGUGGAGGACGGAUGGGCCACGCCUUGUGAGAAGCAACACAUCCAGACCUUCAAACCAAACACCAACAAAGUGGAGGCUGAUUACUACCUGCAGAUCUAUGAGCGGAAUAUACAGAUGGCAGACCUCCCCUCUAUAAUGGCUCCUGUGUUCCUGGAGGUGGUGCAGGCUGGGCUGCCUCAAGGUGUUGAACUCAACGUACAUGAACACCAGCCUGAGUACACUGAGAUCCGGUACAUCCCAGACCUGGAGCUACGAGGCCUGUACAAUCAACUCGGUGAUCUGGGCGGCCCCAGCAGGAAAUGAAGGAGGUGUGAUGCAUCUGUGUUCUGAAUGAAGAGUUGACUUUGUUUGUUUAUCAGAUCAGAAUGUUGUUCUGAGUACUGAGGCCAAAAUUUGUGUGUGUGUGUGUGUGUGUGUGUGUGUGUGUGUGUGUGUGUGUGUGUGUGUGUGUGUGUGUGUGUGUGUGUGUGUGUGUGUGUGUGUGUGUGUGUGUGUGUGUGUGUGUGUGUGUGUGUGUGUGUGUGUGUGUGUGUGUGUGUGUGUGUGUGUCUUUGCCUUAUUUUCACUGCUUCCUCUUUCAAAGGAAUGGGAUUCUGUUUUGAAAUUAUUUGACAUCUCAUCUGCUAUAUUUAUCAGGCUGCAUUUCAAGUUAGUGGGGUUUCCAAGGGUGUUUUAAUGAUUCUAUUGAUAAUUUAGCAGAAGUGUAAAUAUGUACAGGUGUCUCUGUGAGUUUAUAGACAGUGUUUGAUCAAAAUAUUGAGGUAGAAAGAUAAAGUGAGAAUAUGAA